AUGAGUGGUGAACCACCAAUUUCUAAUCUUGAAAUAUGUAAUUUUAUCAAUAAACUAAUAGAAAGAAAUGGGUUAGAUCUGCUAACAUCUUCAUUUAUAAGAAAACAAUUAAAAGAAAAGUACAAAUUUAAUUUUGAUCCAUUUAAAAAAUUAAUUGAUUCUUUAAUAAGUGGUGUUAUUCAGAAAAGGCAAGAAAAAGAAAUUGACGAUGAUUCACAUACUUAUGAUUCAACUGAUGAUGAAAUAGAUUUUUCAGAUAUUGCUGAAAAAUAUGCCAUAAAGAAUGAAGAGAAACAAAAUUCACCAUCAUCUAAAUCUAUAGAAAGUUCAGAUAGUAGUGAUGAUGAUGGUCCAGAAGAUAGAGAUUAUAUAAAAAAGAAGUCUAAAAGUUUGAAGUCGCGUUCUUCAUUAACUAAUAGUAUUGAUUCAGACAAUGAUGUUUUUGAUGGCAAUGACAUGGCUUCUGCUAUAAAACGUCGUCGUGCUGCUGCAAAUAACAAGAGAUCUGUCGUUAAUAGUAAAUCUAAAAAUUCUUCAUCAACAACAAAACGUCCUGCAGCUAGUAGUGGUUUUACAAAAAUAAUGAUGGUAAGUGAUGAAUUAUUUGCAAUUACAACCAAAAAAUAUAUGAGAAGAUCAGAUGUUGUUAAAUAUAUGUGGGAUUAUUUUAAAUCUAAAGGACUUAUUGAUCCAAAUAAUAAAAAAAUGGUGUUAUGUGAUGAUAAAUUAAAAGCCUUAACAGGUGUUAAUACUUUUCAAGCAUUUGGAAUGAUGAAAUAUAUUAAAAAUCAUCUCAAAGAUGCUGAUAAUUUAGAUGAAGAAACAAGAAGUAUAAUUCUUAAAGAUUUGGGAGUUGAGGAUGUAAAGAUUGAAAAAGAUGAUAAAAAUGUGUCAAAGAGAAAAAGUAAAUCAGUUACAAGUGAUAAAUCUGGAGCAAGCAAAGUUCCAAAGAAGGGUAAAUCGUCUUUCUCCCGUUUCUGUGUUCUAUCUGAUGAAUUAUCAAAUUUAACGGGUCAAAGAUAUAUGACAAGGUCAGAUGUUGUUAAGUUUAUGUGGGAUUAUUUUAAAGGAAACAAUCUAAUGGAUCCCAAAGAUAAACGUAUGGUAAUUAUCAACGAUCAACUAAGACCCAUAUUUCCACAAAAAAGAAUACAAGCAUUUGUUAUGAUGAAGUCGUUAAAAAAUCAUAUAAAGGAUCCCAAUUUACUUGGUCCUGAACACAUGGAAGCUAUUACAGCUCUUCAUAACGAGUUAGAAGAAAAACGAAAAAAAGAUGAAAAAUUAAAUUUUAAUGAUAAUAUAGAAAGUAAGCAAAAUUAUACUCAAGAAGAAAAUAAAAAAGAAAAAGAAGAUACGCCUAUAGAAGAAAAGAAACGACCUAAUGUUUUUUCUGUUGGUUCAGGUUAUCAGUCGGUAGAUUCAGAUGAUGAGGAGGAUGACGAUGAUCCAUAUGGUUCGUCAUCUAUCCCAUUUAAAGUAUCAAAAAUUGAAGAAAAUAAAAAUGUUUGGUGA
Molecule: messenger RNA, 1512 nt
Organism: Strongyloides ratti
Lineage: Eukaryota; Metazoa; Nematoda; Chromadorea; Rhabditida; Strongyloididae
Product: SWIB/MDM2 domain and Homeodomain-like and SWIB domain-containing protein
Exons: 1
Coding region: 1-1512 (503 amino acids)
Cellular component (GO): nucleus
Source: RefSeq, a predicted model, not a curated record